Sorex fumeus (smoky shrew) is the source of this 1955-nucleotide messenger RNA. RefSeq names its product target of myb1 membrane trafficking protein (gene TOM1). Gene Ontology annotation, cellular component: membrane; endosome. Gene Ontology annotation, molecular function: clathrin binding; ubiquitin binding; phosphatidylinositol binding. The record is from RefSeq and is a predicted model, not a curated record. The coding region runs from base 86 to 1555 and encodes 489 amino acids. The transcript has 15 exons. Lineage: Eukaryota; Metazoa; Chordata; Mammalia; Eulipotyphla; Soricidae. Gene Ontology annotation, biological process: signal transduction.
GGCGCGUCACGUGACGGCGGCUCGGCGGCGCCGGCGGUUUGCUGUCAGCUGAUUCCCCGGGUCGGUGGCAGCGGCAGCGGUGGCCAUGGACUUUCUCCUGGGGAACCCGUUCAGCUCCCCGGUGGGACAGCGCAUCGAGAGAGCGACCGACGGCUCCCUGCAGAGCGAGGACUGGGCCCUCAACAUGGAGAUCUGCGACAUCAUCAACGAGACGGAAGAAGGCCCCAAAGAUGCCUUCCGGGCGGUCAAGAAGAGGAUCUCAGGGAACAGGAACUUCCACGAGGUGAUGCUGGCGCUCACGGUCUUGGAAACCUGCGUCAAGAACUGUGGCCAUCGCUUCCACGUGCUGGUGGCCAGCCAGGACUUCGUGGAGGGCGUCCUGGUGCGGACCAUCCUGCCCAAGAACAACCCCCCCACCGUGGUGCACGACAAGGUGCUCAGCCUCAUCCAGUCCUGGGCGGACGCCUUCCGCAGCUCGCCUGACCUGACGGGCGUCGUGGCCGUGUACGAGGACCUGCGCCGGAAGGGCCUGGAGUUCCCCAUGACCGACCUGGACAUGCUGUCGCCCAUCCACACGCCGCAGAGGACCGUGUUCAGCUCCGAGGCGCCGUCGGGACAGAACUCCGUGGGCUCGGACCCCGCUCACCGGGCCGAGCAGCCCGCCCCGCCCCCCGCCCCCGUCGUGCCGCUGGGAGAUGCCACCUUGACGCCCACCCCUGAGCAGAUCGGGAAGCUGCGCAGCGAGCUGGAGAUGGUGAACGGCAACGUCCGGGUGAUGUCGGAGAUGCUCACCGAGCUGGUGCCCACCCAGGCCGAGCCCGCCGACCUGGAGCUGCUGCAGGAGCUCAACCGGACGUGCCGGGCCAUGCAGCAGCGGGUGCUGGAGCUCAUCCCCCAGAUCGGCAACGAGCAGCUGACGGAGGAGCUGCUCAUCGUCAACGACAACCUCAACAACGUCUUCCUGCGCCACGAACGGUUUGAGCGUUUUCGGACAGGCCAGAGCGCCAAGGCCCCCAGCGAGGCCGAGGCUGCCGCUGACCUCAUCGACAUGGGCCCUGAACCCGCAGCCGGCGGCGCCCUCUCAUCCCAGCUGGCUGGAAUGAACCUGGGCUCCAGCAGCGUGAGGGCAGGCCUGCAGUCCCUGGAGGCCUCCGGCCGCCUAGAAGACGAGUUUGACAUGUUUGCACUGACCCGGGGCAGCUCGCUGGCUGAGCAGCGGAAAGGGGUCAAGUACGAAGCCCCUCAAGCCUCGGACGGCCUGGCCGGAGCCCUGGACGCGCGUCAGCAGAGCGGCGGGGCGAUCCCCGUUCCCCAGGCCGGCGUCAUGGAGGACAUCGAGCAGUGGCUGGCGACUGACGUGGGCGCCGACGCGGACGAAGCCAAGGGCGUCACCAGCGAAGAGUUCGACAGGUUCCUGGAGGAGCGGGCCAAGGCCGCUGACCGCCUGCCCAGCCUCUCCAGUCCCUCGGCCGACGCCCCCCAAGGGCCCCCCGCGGGCACCACGUCGCGCAAGAAGACGCAGGACAAAGACGAUGACAUGCUGUUUGCCUUAUGAACGGGGAAGGGGCCGGGUCCCCACGGCCUCACCGGGCCCCUCCUCCCCCCCCCCCCGUGUUAAGGCUGCUUUGGGGGGCGCCUCGGUGCCCACCUUCUCUCUUCCUCGCGGAUGGGGCUGGCCCGCACCUGGGGGGAGCAGGACAGCUGUGCUUCGGGGGUCCCCUCCCGAGGAGCGCCCCCGCACCCACACUGCCAGGCUGGGGCCCGCACAGCUCAGCCACCUCCUCCCUCCCGUGGCUCCCGGCCCCACUCGGGGCCCGCUGCGGGCAGGCCAUGGGCCUGACCAGGUACGACACGCGGGGCCGCAGCAGGAGACCUCACUGCCUUCGUCCACCCGGCUCUCCGGGCAGUGCCCUGGGCCCGGGAUCCUGCGGUCCAUCUCAUCCGGGAGUGGUCGU